Messenger RNA from Spirodela intermedia, 591 nucleotides. The record is from the annotation of a GenBank genome assembly. NCBI's taxonomy places the organism in Eukaryota, Viridiplantae, Streptophyta, Magnoliopsida, Alismatales, Araceae.
AUGGCGCUCUCUCUUCGGUGGUACGACGCCCUCUGUUUCGCCAUCGUCGCCGCCGCGGCGCUGGGCGCGGGGUGGCUCAUCCUGGCGAAGGUGCGACGGCGCCGCCGCGAGAAAGUCAACGGCGCCGCCGGGUACGUGAGCCUGGCGGCGGAGGGCCCCCCGGAGCGGCGGCGGCGACGAUCCGACGGCGGCGCCGGGGUGUGGGUGAGCUCCUGGACGGGACUGCACCCCGGAUGGCUGCUCGGUGUCCGGGUGGCGUCCGCCACCGUCAUGGUGAUUCUGCUGGCCUGCGACAUCGCCGAGUGGGGCUUGCUCAUCUUCGUCUACUACACCGAGUAUGACGCCACUCUCCCUCAUCAUCUCUCUCCCUCUCUCUCUCUCUCUCUCCGUCUCUCUCCAUUAUCUCUAUCUCUAUCUCGCUAUCUCGAGUACACAUCUUUCGUUUGGUUUCGAUUCGUCCACCAGCGGAUUCCGGAUGUCUGGGCAAUGGGCUAGCUAGCUCCGCGAGUCGGGGGAUUGCUGAGAAAGCUGGCAUGGUUCGGAUUCCCGAGGAUUCUUCGUUUUACCACAGUUCAUGCCCUGGUUCGUUAG